Molecule: messenger RNA, 1375 nt
Organism: Schistosoma bovis
Lineage: Eukaryota; Metazoa; Platyhelminthes; Trematoda; Strigeidida; Schistosomatidae
Source: the annotation of a GenBank genome assembly
UUAGUACUUCUAGAUUAAAGUUAGAUAAGGCGUUACCAAGGAAGGAGAAGUUAGAAAAGAGACUUGAGUUAAAAAGGCAGCUUAAGAUGUUAGAUCUUCAAGAAGAGAUUGAUAUGACAAUCAGAAUGUAAGAUCAUGGAGGACGAUAACCAACUGUCUAUAGACAAGUAUGAGACAAUUGCUUAGGUGGAAAGUCAUUUGCAUUGUGAUAUCAGCUGGAAUAAUCAUUCAAGGGGGAUAUUUAACAUCUCAGAAGGCGACUAAGCUAUGUAAUGAAUUCAUAACAUUAAAGGAAAUGGAGUACAUGUCUGAUGUGAAUUCUACGGCUAAGGUGGAAACAGCAGUGUCAUGUCUACCCUUAGAAUUACAGAAUAAGUGGGUGGAAGUUGCCGAUAAGAUCAUGAUGACCGGGAGGGAGCCGAGCUUUGAAGAAUUUGUGAUCUUUGUAGAGGAAAGAGCCAGGAUUUCUCGAACACGUUUUGGUAGAUUGGUACAUUGUAACUCAAAGUUCUGUGAAAGUGAUUAUGAAGGCCAAGUUGGUAAGAGAUCACACUUUAAUGUAGUUAAGCGAGAAUCAAACAACUCACUCGAGGCUCUAGGUUGCGAAAUUUGCUUAGGUGAUCACAAAGAGACAGAUUGUAUGAAGUUAUUGAAAAUGAAUGUUACAGAAAGGAGACGUGGUCUAUGUUACCUGUGUUUAAGAAAGGAUCACGUAGCCAAGUCAUGCAACACGGACGUCAAGUGUGACGUUGAUAAUUGGGAAAUUCGGUAUAAUUCAUUGCUACAUAUUGACGGUAUUAAUAACCAUGUAGUGAACUUAGUUGAGGAUUGGAACUCGUCGAAGGUUUGUUUGAGUAUCAUUCCGGUCAGAUUGUAUGGUCCGAAGAGAAAUUUGGAAACUUGCGCCCUUCUAGAUAGUGGUUCAAAUAGUUCCCUCGUAUACGGAGAGUUAUUUAAUUAGUUGGGUCUCAAGGGUAAGAAGGCUUCGAUGACGAUAACCAUUGUGAAUGGAACGACUACGUGUAGAUGUUUGGAAGUAAAUUUAGAGGUAUCUUUUUUGGAAGAGCAGUGUUCUACGAAAAUCAACAAGGUUUAUAAGACUAAGAAGUUUCCGAUAGAUUGUGUAGAACCUUUAACCGAGGAACAGAUGGGAUGCUGGAAGCAUUUGAAGGACAUCACUCUUUCGAUGUUCCGAAGUAAUCCGGUAUGAGUGUUGAUUUGAUGUGAUACUCAAGACGCAUAUUAGGUCCUGGAACAACGUCUGGGAGACAAGGAACAUCCGUUUGGUGUGCGUACGCCUCUCGGUUGGAUGGUUUUAAGUCCCAAGGGAGCAUAUAGGUCGGUACAUUCACUACAGCGUUGUCAUUCUCAUGAU